Molecule: messenger RNA, 1559 nt
Organism: Exophiala oligosperma
Lineage: Eukaryota; Fungi; Ascomycota; Eurotiomycetes; Chaetothyriales; Herpotrichiellaceae
Exons: 4
Coding region: 320-1303 (327 amino acids)
Source: RefSeq, a predicted model, not a curated record
CUGGCAUGUGUUUCAGAUCAACAAUUACAAGCCUAUCAGACAAGGUCUCCUGGAUUAUCCUCAACCGGGCUCGAAUCGCAGCCUCAUGCUCCGGCUGAUAAAUGAUGGCUGACACAAUGAUGCGAGUGAAAAUGCCGAUACCACGUCGGCUCACGGUGGCUAGAGAAGAAAAAAGAGUAUAAAACAAACGAUAGAUGCUGAGUAUGCUGUGGCUUUUCAUUCACAAUCACAUUGAAACAUCUAAAGACCUCUGCUCAGUUCUCUGACAGAAUAUACUAUCUCAGUCCGAACACACAUCACAUCCCCAAAGAACACAAUCAUGCCAUCAGUCCUCCUCAUCGGUGCAACGGGUCUCGUCGGAGCCCGAUUGGCAGCUGACAUCAAGAAGGCACAUCCCGACUGGCCCUUGACCGCCUUCUACCGUAACAAGACCGUGGACGACUAUUUCAAGAACACGGCGAAAGUCGAUCGAAUUGUCCAUGGUUCAUUCUCUGACACAGACCUCGUCCGAUCGCUGAGCAAAGAGCAUGACAUUGUCAUUAAUGCUGCAACCUCUUUUGAUGGAUCAGUUGUCGAUCUGAUCAUCUCCGGAAUGGAAGAGCGACCGGAAAGCAACAAGGGCACACUCAUUCACCUCAGUGGAACCGGAAACUUCAUCGAUUUCGGAACGACUGGCAACUUCAAUCCCGAGAGCAAAGUCUGGAAUGAUGACAAUGUCGAGGACAUUAAACUCGUCAACAAGAACAUGUUCAACGGCCCCACGGACGUUCCUGUUCUCGAAGCCGGCCAGAGAGGCAAGAUUGUGACUUACAUUGUCUGUCUCGCAGUAACCUACGGACAGAACGUCCUCGGACCAAAAGCGAAUUUGGGAGUUGGUUAUAUGAUCUUUACAGGCCUUGCAAAGGGUCUUGGAUUCGUCCCAUACAUCGGCGAAGGCACUGGCCUUGUAAGCACACUUCACGUUGAGGAUGCAAUUCCUUUCAUCACAAAGAUUGUCGGUGUUGCUGGUACCGAGAAGCCACAGGGCAGCGCGUACGAGAGAUACUAUAUCCUGCACGGAGAGAGAUUGGCCUGGAAAGACUUCACAGCUGCUUUGGCUCCAGUGUUGUAUGCCAAAGGACAGAUUUCAUCACCAGAACCGAAGAAGGUCACCGUGGAUGAGGCUGGCGAAGGAGAGGAGAAGCAUCUCCUCGCCGGCAACAUGCUUGUCAAGGGUGAUCGUGCAGCAAGAAUGGGUUUCAAGCCAACACACGAGUCCAUGCUUACUGCUAUGAAGAAAGACCUGAGUGAACAUGACUUUUAAGAUUGUUGAGGAUGAUGGGAAUGACUUGGAAAACCGAAUACGGAGUAUGUAAGCAGUAAUUUAAAGUGACCAAUCAUAAAAGCACCGAACAUUGAAUUCAUUCUGGCCUUGUUCGGAUCAUUUUCCAACGACUCUUUUGCAAAGAAUCAUCCGAAUCCUCAAACACAAGGCAAUAAAAAUGGCGAGUCGGAGAUGGAACCUUUGUAAAAAAGAUCAUUGUUCAAUACAAAAAUAGACACAUCCACAUUUAUCAGAG